AGGGGUGGUUAUGUCUGCUGUGACUUGAUCGGUUGUUUCGAUGAUAGAGAACCUUUUCAUAAGAUGCCGUUGCCCGAGUGCUUAGAAUCGAUGAAGAAAAAACCAAUGCAUUUAUUAUUCACAAGAAAUAACCCCGACAUUCCAGAAUUGUUAUCUGAAACGAUUUUACCAAAAAUGUUUGAUUUCACAAAAAGCACCGUCGUGGCUGUACACGGCUGGACACACGACAGUGGAGUUUCUUGGGUGACAAACUUGAAAAAUGCGUUGUUGCGAAGAAUGGAUGCAAAUGUGAUUCUUCUAGACUGGGAAUAUGGGUCGAACGAUGUACUCUAUCCACAAUCAGCUUCCAACACUCGAUCUGUCGGUGCAUACUCCGCUGUCGUGCUUGGCAAUCUUGUUGAGAAGCACAACUACCCAAAGAAUUACAUCUGGUGCAUCGGUCACAGUUUAGGAUCCCACGUAUGUGGUCACUUGGGAAUGAGGUUGAAAAUCAGACGUGUUACAGGAUUAGACCCUGCCGGUCCGUAUUUCGAAGGCGUUUCCAACGUGACAGUUGGAGUUAACCCAUCAUCAGCUGAUUUCGUCGACAUCAUUCACACGGAUAACAUCCUUGGAACAGCAAGGUCAUUAGGGCAUCUUGAUUUUUAUCCGAAUGGGGGAAAGCAGCAAGCGGGAUGUUUAAGUGAGUGGGUUUACUUUAUCGGUUCAAUAGCAUUAAUCCAUUGGUGUUCAUCACUUUUUUUCUAUGGGGCCUAUAAUUCAUUCAUUUACAAGCUUACUUGA
This is a messenger RNA of Helobdella robusta, 783 nucleotides long. RefSeq lists its product as hypothetical. NCBI's taxonomy places the organism in Eukaryota, Metazoa, Annelida, Clitellata, Rhynchobdellida, Glossiphoniidae. The annotation marks the transcript as partial. The record is from RefSeq and is a predicted model, not a curated record. Gene Ontology annotation, molecular function: lipase activity. The transcript has 4 exons.